AUGGAGGAGCAGGACCCAGAAGCACUUGGACCUGGCAAGAGAGCAAAGAAAGGACCCCAUCCUGACCAAGCUGUGAGUGGCAUUGAAUCCUGGGAAAGAGCUGUGCCAGAGAUCUGGGAUCAGGAGGCCCUGAACUCAGAACUACAUUGCCGACGCUUCCGGCAGUUCUGCUACUGUGAGGCCGAUGGGCCCCGGGAGGUUUGCAGCCAGCUGCAUUUAUUUUGCAACCACUGGCUGAAGCCAGAGACACACACCAAGAAGCAGAUCCUGGACCUGGUGAUCCUGGAGCAGUUCCUGACCAUCCUGCCCCACGAAAUGCAUCGCUGGGUCAGAGGAUGCGGGCCGGAGACCAGUUCCCAGGCGGUGGCCCUGGCCGAAGGUUUCCUCCUGAGUCAGGCAGAGGAGAACAAGCUGGCAGAACAGAGUUGGGGUCCAUCCGUGAAGAUGGAAGCAAAGUUCUGUGAGAUGGAAAGAGCUCCUUUGGAGGAAGGGCAGCCGGCCCGAGCCCAAGAGUGCGCCCAAGGUGUCCUCUCCUGCGGUAGCGAAGAGACAGUGUUCAGCCAUUCUCUUUGCAGAGGUGUGGAAACUGCUGCUGUACCUCCAGUCCAGUCUCCAGUUUCCUUUGAGGAAGUUUCCGUGCAUUUCACUGAGGCAGAGUGGGCCCUGCUGGAUCCAGAACAAAGAGAUCUCUACAAGGAAGUCAUGCUGGAGAACUACGGGAGCGUGGCCUCUCUGGCAGGGGAUGAUCAAUGGGAUGAGGGUGAUAAGGAAGCGCAUCAGCUAUUGCCAGAUAAAGUGAAGAAUAAAGAUUUGAAAGGAAACUUCAGGAAUCAAGGCGGACCUAAGAGGCGGAAAGGAAGUCACACAGCCAAGAAGAGGGACAAACCCAUUCCUGGCCAAAGACGGAAUUUCCAUGAACUAAUCCACAUGGUGGAGGAAGCAUAUAAGUGCUUGGAGUGUGGAAUGAACCUCUCAGAUCAAGCCCAGUACGAUAUCCAUUUGCAAAUGCACAACGGAAAGAAGACGCAUCAAUGCUUGAAGUGUGGGAGGAGCUUCCUAUGCAGAACAGAGCUACUUAGACAUCAAAGAACACAUAAAGAAGAGAAACUGCAUAGCUGUUCAGAUUGUGGCAAGAUCUUCUCACAGAAAUCAGACCUUUGUCAACACCGAAGGAUUCCUUCAGGAGAGAAGCAUAUUAUCUGCAUGGAGAGUGGAAGGAUAUACUCUUGUGGAACAAAGUGUAGUGCACUUUUCCCAAAGGGUACUGUAAUGAGGACACACAAAUGCUUUCAGUGUGGAAAGUACUACAAUUACAGAUCACACCUUCUUGUGCACCAAAGGGUACACACAGGAGAGAAACCUUUUGAAUGCUCAGAGUGUGGAAAGAGAUUCAGUCACAGUGGCAGUCUUCAAAGGCAUCAAAGAACCCACACAGGGGAGAAACCUUUUGAAUGCUCAGAGUGUGGAAAGAGAUUCAGUCAGAGUGGCAGUCUUCAAGAGCAUCAGAGAACCCACACAGGGGAGAAAACCUUUGAAUGCUCAGAGUGUGGAAAGAGAUUCAGUCGCAGUGACUAUCUUCAAAGUCAUCAAAGAACCCACACAGGGGAGAAACCUUUUGAAUGCUCAGAGUGUGGAAAGAGAUUCAGUCGGAGUGGCACUCUUCAACUGCAUCAAAGAACCCACAAAGGAGAGAAACCUUUUGAAUGCUCAGAGUGUGGAAAGAGAUUCAGUCAGAGAGGCACUCUUGAACAGCAUCAAAGAACCCACACAGGGGAGAAACCUUUUGAAUGCUCAGAGUGUGGAAAGAGAUUCAGUCGCAGUGGCACUCUUCAACUGCAUCAAAGAACCCACACAGGGGAGAAACCUUUUGAAUGCUCAGACUGUGGAAAGAGAUUCAGUCACAGUCGCAGUCUUCAAGAGCAUCAAAGAACCCACACAGGGGAGAAAACGUUUGAAUGCUCAGAGUGUGGAAAGAGAUUCAGUCGGAUUGGCCUUCUUCAAAGUCAUCAAAGAACCCACACAGGGGAGAAACCUUUUGGAUGCUUAGAGUGUGGAAAGAGAUUCAGUCACAGUGGCACUCUUCAAAGGCAUCAAAGAACCCACACAGGGGAGAAACCUUUUGAAUGCUUCGAGUGUGGAAAGAGAUUCAGUCAGAGUGGCAGUCUUCAAAAGCAUCAAAGAACCCACACAGGGGAGAAACCUUUUGAAUGCUCAGAGUGUGGAAAGAGAUUCAGUCGCAGUGGCCAUCUUCAAAGGCAUGAAAGAACCCACACAGGGGAGAAACCUUUUGAAUGCUCAGAGUGUGGAAAGAGAUUCAGUCGGAGUGACUAUCUUCAAAGCCAUCCCCACACAGGGGAGAAACCUUUUGAAUGCUCAGAGUGUGGAAAGAGAUUCAGUCAGAGAGGCACUCUUCAACUGCAUCAAAGAACCCACACAGGGGAGAAACCUUUUGAAUGCUCAGAGUGUGGAAAGAGAUUCAGUCAGAGAGGCACUCUUGAACAGCAUCAAAGAACCCACACAGGGGAGAAACCUUUUGAAUGCUCAGAGUGUGGAAAGAGAUUCAGUCAGAGAGGCACUCUUCAACUGCAUCAAAGAACCCACACAGGGGAGAAACCUUUUGAAUGCUCAGAGUGUGGAAGGAGAUUCAGUGAAAAUGGCAGUCUUCAAAGGCAUCAACGAACCCACACAGGGGAGAAACCUUUCGAAUGCUCAGAGUGUGGAAAGACAUUCAGUCGCAGUGGCACUCUUCAACGGCAUCAAAGAACA
Molecule: messenger RNA, 2766 nt
Organism: Euleptes europaea (tarantolino)
Lineage: Eukaryota; Metazoa; Chordata; Lepidosauria; Squamata; Sphaerodactylidae
Product: zinc finger protein 420-like
Exons: 6
Biological process (GO): regulation of transcription by RNA polymerase II
Molecular function (GO): DNA-binding transcription factor activity; RNA polymerase II cis-regulatory region sequence-specific DNA binding
Source: RefSeq, a predicted model, not a curated record